Molecule: messenger RNA, 963 nt
Organism: Acanthosepion pharaonis
Lineage: Eukaryota; Metazoa; Mollusca; Cephalopoda; Sepiida; Sepiidae
Source: the annotation of a GenBank genome assembly
AUGACAGACAAUGGAGAACGCCCGCUGGACCUUGUUGAGCCAACUGACUUCUCAACCAUCAAAGUGAUGUUGGAAGACGUGGCGGCCGUGUCGUCGCCGACUUCAGACAGCGAAGAGGAAGAGGAGGAGGAGGAAAAUCUGGAAGAUGGCGCCCGCCAGGAAGACGAAGAUGACGAGGAAGACGAAGAAGACGAAAAUAUCAAAGGCAAAGCGAGGAUUUUAGACGACGAGGACGUAAUGGGUGAUUUGGAGUAUAUAUCACCUGACGAAGACGAAGAGGAAGAUGUGAGAAGGCGCAGGCAGCGGCGUUCGGGCGCCGAGUCCUGUUCAGGUUCCGGUUCCGAUCGAGGUCCAAGAUAUCGAAGCGGCGGUGAGGAUCAGGAAGACUCGGAAGACGAGAGACAACGUCAACGCAGAUAUCAAAGAGAUAAUAAUCGAAGGGGAAGUCAAGACGAGGAUGAUUACUAUCGAAAUGAUUACGGUAGCGAAGACGAUCGAUAUACCAGUCACGAGCGUCAGCGUUUACGGGAUAACGACAGCGAUGUGAGUAACAUGCGCGAGAAUCGGCGAGACUUCGCACGCAGUGAUGAGGACGCAUCGGACGGUAGCACUGGUUUCCGACGGAGGCGUGACCCGCACUAUAUGGACAGUGGUUCUGAAGAUGAUAAAAUCGACAGACGCUUCGAUGAACGAAGGGAAAUGCCUCUGCGACACAGCGAUGGGCAAAGCCCAAGGUAUACGCCCGAGGACGAGAGGUUCGCCUUGGAUAGUGAUGGUAACAACAACAGCGGCAAACGAAUGUAUGAUUAUAGUUCUGAGGACGAACGUAGACGGCAUCGGCGAUCUCAUUACGAUUCCGAUGAAAGAGAACGUAACAGUCAAGAAGACAGGGCUGCAAGGUCUUCUUCGGGAGAACGGCUGCUGAGCGACGAGAAUAAUUCUGGGUCUAAAAAUAGAGAUUAA